UGACAUUCUCAUUGGAUGGUUGGUGUUGGUUGAUGGUUGUAGUUUGGCGUUUGAUUUUGCUUGAGGAGUUGAGGAAGUUUUGGACCGGAUUUGUUUUUGUUGGUGAUAUUUUGGAUUUUGUGAUAAGUAGAUACAUAAUUUAGAAUUCAGAAGUGAAGGUAUGCCAUUACCUACUUUGCAGCUCCCUGUAAGGAUGUAUCAACAGGGAAAUGCUGUCGAGCCAAUGCAGGUUGAUGCCCCACUGGAAGAUAAUGAUAACACAGAAGAAGACCCGUAUUUGGUGGAAAACCCAACAUUGGAUCUGGAGUCGUACGCAAAUAGUUAUACAGGCCUAGCGCGACUCUAUAGGUUGAUGUACAUUGCCGAUCACUGUCCACCUCUGCGUGUCGAAGCACUUAAGAUGGCCAUUAAUUAUGUCAUGCAGACAUACAACGUCAACCUCUACCAGCAGCUGCACAAAAAGCUGCAGGAAAAUAUUGGAGGGAUGUCACUGCCUGAUGUGGCUAGUGGAGGAGCUCAGGACAUACCAGCACCCGACCUGGUCUGGAUCGAAUCUAAAAACAAGAAAGGUGCAAUGAAACUUGAGAAGCUAGACACAGAUUUGAAGAACUACAGGAGCAACUCGAUUAAGGAGAGCAUCCGGCGGGGGAAUGACGACUUAGGAGACCACCACCUGGAUUGUGGUGAUCUCAGCAAUGCCCUCAAGUGCUACUCACGUGCACGCGACUACUGCACCAGUGGGAAACACGUGGUCAACAUGUGCCUCAACGUAAUCAAGGUCAGCGUAUAUCUGCAGAACUGGUCACAUGUGCUCAGUUACGUCAACAAAGCCGAGUCCACCCCUGACUUCUCUGAGGUUAAUGGCAAGGACAGUAACCAAGCGAUCUUGACGAGGCUCAAGUGUGCGGCCGGAUUGGCAGAACUGGCUACCAGCAAGUACAAGACAGCGGCUAAGCACUUUCUACAGGCGAACUUAGACCACUGCGACUUUCCCGAGCUGUUGUCAUGUAGUAAUGUAGCCAUGUACGGUGGCCUGUGUGCGCUGGCCACCUUCGACCGCCAGGAGCUGCAGAAACAUGUCAUCUUCAGCAGUUCAUUUAAGUUAUUCCUGGAAUUAGAACCACAGCUUCGUGACAUCAUUUUCAAGUUCUACGAAUCAAAGUAUGCAUCAUGUCUCAAAUUGUUAGAUGAAAUCAAGGACAACCUUUACUUGGACAUGUAUCUGGCACCACAUGUUAACACACUGUACACCCAGAUUAGAAACAGAGCACUCAUACAGUACUUCAGUCCAUACCUGUCGGCGGACAUGCGGAAGAUGGCAGAAGCUCUCAACACCUCAGUGUCUGCUCUUGAGGACGAGUUGAUGCAACUUAUACUGGAUGGUCAGAUACAGGCACGCAUUGAUUCACACAACAAGAUCCUCUAUGCCAAGGACAUGGAUCAGCGCAGCACAACGUUUGAGAAGUCACUGGCUGUCGGCCGAGAAUACCAAAGACAGACAAGGAUGCUCAUCCUGCGAGCCGCCAUGCUCAGACACCAGAUACAUGUCAAGAGUCCCCUGAGAGAAAACAGUCAAGGAGGAGAGAUGUCCGUCGCCCCUGGCAACAGCAGUCUGGCUCCUCGUUCGUGAGUCCUGCCUGCCGUCUAGACCGUGUCCAAUGAAUUUUAAUUGGACAUAUCCACUGAUAAACCUCUGUAAUUUAUGUCUUUGCCUCGAUUACUCCUAUGUUAAGUGAUUUAUUGAAAAUACACUAUAAUGUAUAA
Homalodisca vitripennis (glassy-winged sharpshooter) is the source of this 1764-nucleotide messenger RNA. RefSeq names its product COP9 signalosome complex subunit 1 (gene CSN1b). The transcript has 11 exons. NCBI's taxonomy places the organism in Eukaryota, Metazoa, Arthropoda, Insecta, Hemiptera, Cicadellidae. The record is from RefSeq and is a predicted model, not a curated record. Bases 161 to 1630 code for a protein of 489 amino acids. Gene Ontology annotation, cellular component: COP9 signalosome.